GUUAGCUAUUGAAUCCAGAGUGUUUGAGAAAAGACAGCGCCAUGGCAGCCACUCUCUGUCAGGUAAUGGGCCUCCUCCUGAGUUUUUUAGGGUUGGCGGGAAUAAUUGCAGCGACGGGGAUGGACCAGUGGUCGACAGAAGACCUCUUUGACAACCCUGUGACGGCCGUAUUCUCGUAUGUGGGCCUGUGGAGGUCAUGUGUCCGGCAGAGCUCUGGCUUCACGGAGUGCCGACCAUAUUUCACCAUUCUGGGACUGCCAGUUCUGCUCCAAGCCGUCCGGGCCUUGAUGAUUGUUGGUAUUGUUCUCGGAGCCAUCGGCUGCCUGAUUGGAAUAUUUGCUCUGAAGUGCUUGAAAAUGGGGAACAUGGAGGACAACAUCAAAGCCACAAUGACUCUGACAGCUGGGGUCAUGUUUAUUCUUGCAGGUGUCUGUGGCAUUGCUGGGGUGUCGACCUUUGCUAACAUGAUAGUGCAAGAUUUUCGGUUCACAACAUUUACCGAUGGUGGGUUCAGCAUGUUUGGAGGAGGAGGGGGCAUGGGUGGACUCACAGGAACUCUCACUCCAAGGUACACUUUUGGCCCCGCUCUUUUCGUUGGCUGGAUUGGCGGAGCGAUCUUGUUCAUUGGAGGCAUCCUGAUGUGUAUGGCCUGCCGUGGAAUGACUGACGACAGACAACAACGGUACGACGGGAUGGCCUACAAAGUUGGCUCUCAGCACACUGUCUACAAGACUGACACCAGACCCCGUACCACCUACAAUGACUCCUACAAAGCCCAGAGUAUGGAGGGAAGGCAGUCGAACCAGAGAUUUGACUAUGUGUAGAAUAAUUUCACUCCUACAAAUAUCUCUCUUUUAUACUCUGCUGCACUGUGAUGAAGUGAUGAGUUUUUCACUUGUUUUUGGCCUACAUUUAUGGGAAGAGUGGUGGUUUUUCUCUCUACUUUAAUUUCGCAGAACUGCUAAACAUUUAUGGUAUUUUGUUUUUAUAAUUUUUUAAUAACAUCACAUAAUCCUUAUUUUCAAAUGCUGUUUUGUAAUUCUUACUGUGUCAGUUUCUGCGUCAAAUAAAGACGUGGGAUUCUAAUUUUGUCCAGUUUAAAUUUUAUCACCACAACAUGUAAUAAGAUGAUAAAGUAGAGAUGACAGAUGAAUUAGAAACCUGGAGGCAGUUCCACUAGCUGUUUACACUGAACGUUCCUAGUUAUAACAUAGGUGUUAACUAAGGAGGAGAGAGAUUUGUGGAGAUUUAUACACCACUAAAUUAAAAAGGGACCUGCCCGGUCGCAAUACAAAAAACAUUUCUCAUCUAGUUAUUAGUUGUUACUAAAUAUUAAAAACCAGGUGUAUCUGUUGUGUAGCUAAUUUAACCAACAACAAAAGUAACUUUAGUUUGCUAAUUCAUGACUUGUUUAAACUGGAGAGGAAAAGAGGUAAUAUGGUCAACAUAUUACCUGACGCUUGAUCACAAUGCUGUCCAAUAAUGAUGUAAACUUUAAUGAAAUUACACAAAAUGUAACCCAGUGUAGCUCAAAUCACAAAACAUGUUAGUCUAAAUUUCAAAAUAAUGUUGGUUAGGUUAGCUUAAUCAGUUUCAAGCAUAUUUCUCUUUGUGUUUUCACCUGUACUGUAUGUAUAUAUAUAUAUAUAAAAAAGUCACACCUAUAUCAACAAAGAUUGACUGGUAAUUUUAAUGUGCGCUUGGGCCCCUAAAACUGGUAUUUUUAUCAGUUCUGAUACAGCUUGCAAUGUUUCAGUUAUUCUUUACAUGGAUUAUUGUUUUUGACUGGACAGCAAGACAGAGUACUUGAUUUACACAUGAAUAUAGUCUUUAAUAACUAAAACAGUUUUUUGUUUGUUUGAAUGGUGCAACCUAAUUUACUAAAGUUUGAAUCUCGCUAUUUGUUCCUAAGAACUUUUGGAAGGACUUAACACACUAAAUUAGUAAUGUAUUUAUGAAUUUAUGAGCACCUGCAACCCAAUCCUGAUUUCUGCCUUCAUAAUGAGAAUAUGUAAUGUGUAUUAUGUCAUAUGUUGUUAUAGGUGGGAUUACAUAUGUAAAGAGUUACACCUCUAAAAGAAACUUUGGAAAGACAGACAUGCACUGUAUGUUUCAGAAUGUAAUUUUUGUUUAGUAAAAUGGAAACGUUUCCAAAUAAAAUCAUAUCCACUGUU
Molecule: messenger RNA, 2174 nt
Organism: Micropterus salmoides (largemouth bass)
Lineage: Eukaryota; Metazoa; Chordata; Actinopteri; Centrarchiformes; Centrarchidae
Product: claudin-18-like
Exons: 5
Coding region: 42-824 (260 amino acids)
Biological process (GO): bicellular tight junction assembly; cell adhesion
Cellular component (GO): plasma membrane; bicellular tight junction
Molecular function (GO): structural molecule activity
Source: RefSeq, a predicted model, not a curated record